AUGGCUUGGUACGAUAUUUUGUUUUUUACAUCCAAGAUCUUUAGAGGAUAUGUUGUCAUUGGCAGAGCACGUCCUGCAAUCAAAGAAAUGUGGAAAAUUGCAUCUUUUAUAACAAUGAAAAAGAUUUGGUUCCAAAGAAACAGAUGUGUGUAUGAUAAAGAUAAAGUUAAUGUAAAGGUCAUCCAAGAUAUAAUUGUGAAGCUUACUGCAGAAUGUGAAAUCAGAAUGAAGGCACACAUAUGGAAUACAUCAUAUGAUUUACAAGUUUUAAAUUUUUUUGGAUUGAAGUGCAAACAUAUUAGAACAUCCAAAAUACAUGCAAUCUUCUUCAAUCUACCACAAAUGGGACAAAUUCUGCUAUGCUGUGAUGGUGCUUCUCAAGGAAAUCCAGGUGCAGCUGGAUAUGGAUUUAUUGCCAGAAACAGUGAAGGAGAAUGCAUAGUAUCAAUUGCAGGUGGAUUGGGGAUAGCUACAAACUAUUAUGUUGAAGUUCUAGCUAUUCUAUGUGCUGGAGAACGGGCCAUACACAGAGGAUAUACUCAUCUGAUUUUUACAUCAGAUUCACAGGAAGUUAUUGAAGCUUUUAAAUCUCAUAGAAUCCUUUGGUUUUCUAUUAAUAGAUGGAGGAGAAUCUGUACAAGUGUUGAAGAUCUGAAACUAUGUCACAGCUACAGAGAAAUCAAUUUCUCAGCUGACACUUUAGCUAAGAAAGGCUCAAGACUGAGACAAGGAGAGUAA
Papaver somniferum (opium poppy) is the source of this 738-nucleotide messenger RNA. RefSeq lists its product as uncharacterized. NCBI's taxonomy places the organism in Eukaryota, Viridiplantae, Streptophyta, Magnoliopsida, Ranunculales, Papaveraceae. The transcript has a single exon. Gene Ontology annotation, molecular function: nucleic acid binding; RNA-DNA hybrid ribonuclease activity. The record is from RefSeq and is a predicted model, not a curated record. Bases 1 to 738 code for a protein of 245 amino acids.